Molecule: messenger RNA, 1952 nt
Organism: Pungitius pungitius (ninespine stickleback)
Lineage: Eukaryota; Metazoa; Chordata; Actinopteri; Perciformes; Gasterosteidae
Gene: ikzf4
Product: IKAROS family zinc finger 4
Exons: 8
Coding region: 213-1940 (575 amino acids)
Biological process (GO): regulation of transcription by RNA polymerase II
Molecular function (GO): DNA-binding transcription factor activity; RNA polymerase II cis-regulatory region sequence-specific DNA binding
Source: RefSeq, a predicted model, not a curated record
GAAGUUGUUUGGGAUUCCCAGGUAAAAAAAAAAAAAAAAAAAAAAUUCCCGGAGAUGCUGUCGUCGCCUGGGAAAACAAACAGCUAUCCAGACAAUUAAAGAGGAAAUCACCGAUCGGUCGCCAGGUAAGAAGGAGGCUCGCGGACUUCACCGCGCGGCGUUGGUGAGCCCAUCCGACGGGUUUUGAUGUGAAAGUACGGCAUCUGGUGAGAAUGAAUGCUGACGACUGCAAUGGAUGCUCAUAUGCACAAGGUAAUGAAGAAGGAGAGUCAUCCACAGAACAGGAUUUCUAUGGCGGGUUGCAGGGCCCUCCGGCAGGUUCCCCAAACAGUCAGCAGUCCACGCCACACCGCUCCCAUAGUGCAAGCUCCAUCAAGGUUGAGCUGUGCAGCGAGGACGAAUCGCCGGGCGCUCCACGGCCAGAGAACAGAGAGGCUGUGAGCGACGACAGCAGGAGGGAUGACAUGGGUGAUCCCAUGGAGGAAGGGAGCACCGAUUACGCUGGCGUUGGAAUAGACGGAGGGGGCACUUAUAACGAGAUGGCCAGUCCAAACUCUGCUUCCCCGGGACCUCUGCGCCUGCCCAACGGGAAGCUGCAGUGCGAGGUGUGCGGCAUGAUCUGCAUCGGGCCCAACGUGCUGAUGGUGCACAAGCGUAGCCACACAGGCGAGAGGCCGUUCCAGUGUAACCAGUGUGGAGCUUCCUUCACCCAGAAGGGGAACUUAUUGCGCCAUAUCAAGUUGCAUUCGGGAGAGAAGCCUUUCAAAUGUCCCGUUUGCAACUACGCCUGUCGGCGGAGAGAUGCCCUGGCUGGACAUCUACGCACGCAUGCAGGUUCCUCUCCAACGGUGGGAAAACCUUUCAAGUGCAGCUAUUGUAGUCGAAGCUAUAAACAACAGAGCACACUGGAGGAACAUCUGGAGCGCUGCCACAGCUAUUUGAAGAGUCUGGACCACCAGACAGCCGUCAUCGCGCAGUCCGGACAUGGUGAAGAGUCAGCAAAUAUGGAGAUGAUCACAAAACCUUUGCUGCAGCCGUCCAAUGAGAAGAUCCAGUCUGCGGAUAGACUGGCCAUCAGCAUCACCAAGCGCAAGAGGUCCACACCACAGAAGUUUUUAGGUGAGAAGCACAUGCGCCGGGACCUACCCGAAGCACCUUACGAAUUGUCCUCCGGCUCAGAGAAGGAGUCGGACCUCAUGAGCUCUCAGCCUGCUGCCGACUCAGCUCGGUUGGUCGUUCCGCUUCUCCAAGGCAGCAGGGGUAAAAGGGAGAACUACGGGCCGCCUUCGCCGCCUCAGCUCCGUCCCGCCUUCCUGACGGAGCUGCGCACGGCCAUGGCCUCCGUCGACAGCAACUUGACUCCUCUGGGCCCCCAAGCCCUCGGCGGCGGCAGCGGGGGCGGGCCGGCAGCGGCGUCCCUGGGCCCGGCAGGGCAGCAGCAGCAGGCCCGAAGGCACAUCACCUCGCCCAACGGCCGCCCCGGCUCCACGGACACAGAGAGCGCAGCAGAGGAGCAGAGCACAAGGGCCGCGGCCCCGACGAUUACCUCCAACAACAACAACCACCACCACCUCCACCACCACCACCCGACCCCAGCACUGCCCCGCGGCCGCUCCGCUUCCAGCCCCAGGCAGGCCAAAGACUUGGACCCGGAGUGGGAGAGAGCGCGUCCCGCGCCGCCCCCCACAGCGAAGAGGAGCCCCGUCGCCGUCCUGUCCUCCAUGGAAAUAGUGCAGGUGCUGGACAGGGACGGGCGGCCCGUGCGCUCCUUCCACUGUCGGCACUGCCGCGUCCUCUUCCUGGACCACGUCAUGUUCACCAUCCACAUGGGCUGCCACGGCUUCCGGCAACCCUUCGAGUGCAACAUCUGCGGCCACCGCAGCCAGGACCGCUACGAGUUCUCGUCUCACAUCAGCCGCGGAGAGCAUCAGGUGGGCUGAGGAGAGGGGGGG